Messenger RNA from Brachypodium distachyon (stiff brome), 543 nucleotides. RefSeq names its product non-classical arabinogalactan protein 30. The coding region runs from base 1 to 543 and encodes 180 amino acids. The record is from RefSeq and is a predicted model, not a curated record. NCBI's taxonomy places the organism in Eukaryota, Viridiplantae, Streptophyta, Magnoliopsida, Poales, Poaceae. The transcript has a single exon.
AUGGCGCCCAUCAUCCGAUUCGCCAUCCUCCUCUCCCUCCUGGCUUUAGCCACGGCCAACAACGACAACGCCGGCUACAGCAACCCCCAACCCCAAACACCCAACAACAACAAGCUAUUCCUAAGAAUCGAAGGCCUGAUACUCUGCCAGCCCUGCGCCCACCGGAACUCCCAAUGCCUGGACGCCGCAACGCCCAUCCCAAACGCUCAAGUCACGGUAACCUGCCGUGACCCCAAGAACCGGGUGAAGACAUCGCGCGUAGCCAAAGCCGACGCCCAGGGCUACUUCCUCGCCGAGAUCGGCGUGGCCGACGGCAAGCAGGAGUUCUACGAAGGGGAUCCUUCCAAGGCAUGCUUCGUGAGGCUCCUGUCGUCGCCGGACAAGGGCUGCAAUGAUCUGACCAAUGUUCGGUACGGGAUCGAGGGGGCCGAGUUGAGGGACGAAGGGAAGCGGUGGGUCGCCGAUGGGGUCGAGAAUGUGGUUUAUGCUGCUGGUCCCCUCGCGUUCCGGCCUCGCUCCUGCGCGCCCACGAAGCAGUACUGA